AUUUUCAAACUUUAAGCUCAUUAUAAUUCAUUUAAGAGCCUUGGACGAAAAUUCCUGAUUCUAAAUAUAAAAUAACCGAGGAAUUCGUCACAACUGCAUAAACCCACAGGUGAAACUGCGAUUAUACUCAAACCGAGCCUGCAGCGCGUUUCGCAACAUAAUUAAUUUGUGCGUGGUUUUAAUCAAUUGUAGUCAAAAUCAGUUCGCUAGUUUUUGAAAAAAAUCCAGUUAAAAAAAUACCCAAAUUUGGUGAUAAACCGGAACCCGGAGAACCCGGAGUCACCUGUCAAAUCGUCGAAGAUUCCAGAUCUCUGUGUCUGUGUCAUUAUAAAACGGUUCAAAUCUUGCGAUUAGUUAGUGAGUUAGCAGAAUUAUUGCGCCAAAAUGACCUCAAACAAGGUGGAGUUGUACAUUUACGACCUGUCCAAAGGGAUGGCAGCGGCCCUUUCGCCUAUGCUCAUAAACAAAAAAAUCGACGGAAUUUGGCACACAGCGAUUGUCGUUUACGGUCGCGAGUAUUUUUUCGGCUCACAUGGCAUUUCCAGUUGUAAUCCGGGUACGACCGCUUUGGGGCAGCCCUUGCGCGUGUUAACUCUUGGCGAGACCCAGGUCCCUUAUUCAGUAUUCAUCGAUUACAUAAACGGUCUCAGCGAAUCAACUUGGGCGGGCCCAACUUACGAUCUUUUUCACCACAACUGCAACAACUUCUCGGAGGAAAUCGCCCAGUUUUUGUGCGGUUGUAGCAUCCCGAAAUAUAUCCUCGAUUUACCAAACGAGGUUCUUAGUUCGUCUCUAGGACCAGCGAUACCGCUUUUGGUGUCACAGUUGGAGAAAAGUGCAAGACCUAUAGCCGAAGAACAGGAAAGGGCGAGGGAGAAUAGCCCCGAUUUGGAACAGUUGAAUUCACAAAUUGAAGAAGUCAGGUACCGGUCAUUUUUGCUCGAACAGCGCCGCAAAACAAUCAAAGAAAAGCUCGCUAAGAAAGACCGGAAGAAGGAAAAAAAACGCAAGAAGUUGCAAAGUCAAGGUAGUGCAAUCCCGGUCGAAUUAGAAGAAGUCGCAAUGGCCGAACCUGAAGUAAACGGCGCCGAGAGUCGGCUACCAACCGACCAAGUCAUGGAUUUGGAAGAGGAAGAAAGACGCGAAGAAGAAGAAAAGAAAAAAUCGCGGGAACCCCCGGUCGUCUACAAAGACCUACUUGAUGCCAAAACCGAGUUCGACGCUCUUCUGGGUUUGGUCGAUGGGAAGUUGUCCGAAGAGGAGCAGCGAUCGAUGGAAGAGCUGCAAGUUUACAUGAUUGGGGAUGAGGGGAGUUGGGCCUUAAGUGACGGGUUUUUGACUUUUAUUGGGCGUUUGCUUCACGACAAAAACUUGCCAAAUGAGGUGCGUGUCCGCACUUUGAAUAUUCUGGCCCUUGCUGCGUUGAAGGACGAUGUCAUUUUGGUUUUGCAUCAGGAUCGCAAAGACCAUGUUUUGAUGAACUAUGCCUUUGAUAUUGAUAGGCACAGCCCUGAGGAGCAGGAGGCUUUGGCUCUUUUUGUUGCCAACAUGUUUGAAAAUUUGAGUUCGUCAGAAUGGCUGAUGUAUAUCUCGGAGUGGAGUUACAAUAACCAACAAACUAGCAAUAUUAGGGUCACUACUAAAGUGGCAGUUCAUUCGUUGUUGUCCGACUUGCCUCUCCUGCAAGAACGGGGCACUGCGAUCAUCCAUAAUCUCGCCUGCAAGGAGAAAAUGUUUAAAAAUUUUCGCCUGCGCCAGCUUUUACCCAAAGGCAGUUUAUCAAAGGUGUUUGACGACGUUGCCGUCGAGUUGACGAUGGCUUUAUUGCAAUUCUUCAAUUCGAAACCGAACGAAGAGCAUUUGUUCCGUUGCAUGAAGGCUUUGAGCAAGUUUGUGCAAAUUUCAGCACAGGAAGUCCCGCAAUUGAUACAAAUGAUCGGGCCUGAUCCAAGGUCCUUCAAGGGCACUAGCGAACGAAUCGAUCAGCUUAUUGAGCAAAUCGGCGCCAAAUUGCGCUAGGUUUUGUUAGGUAAUCAAGUGUUGUUUAUGUUGUUUAACACGUUUAACAUUUUUUACCGUUUUUAUUUAUUUGUAUUUAUGGAAUUGUUUAAUCGCAUUGUGGAAUUAUUAAGAAAUAAAAGGAUUUAUCGUUA
This is a messenger RNA of Tribolium castaneum (red flour beetle), 2153 nucleotides long. RefSeq lists its product as uncharacterized. Gene Ontology annotation, molecular function: peptidase activity. Gene Ontology annotation, biological process: protein modification by small protein removal. Bases 385 to 2019 code for a protein of 544 amino acids. Lineage: Eukaryota; Metazoa; Arthropoda; Insecta; Coleoptera; Tenebrionidae. The transcript has 12 exons. The record is from RefSeq and is a predicted model, not a curated record.